AUGUAUGUUUCUGUUUCUUUCUUUCUUUCUUUCUUUCUUUCUUUCUUCCAACCGUUUCCCAAUAUCUCCUUACUUCUUUCUCUCCUCUUUUCUUUUCUUUCUUUCUGUCGUCUUGCUUUCGUUUUGAAACAGUUUCUUCUUCUUUUCUUUUUUUUCUUUUUCCAACAUUUCUUUCCUUCUUACUUCCUUUAUCGUUCCCCUUCUUUCUUUCUUUCUUUCUUUCUUUCGGUUUCCAACAUCCGUUUCUUUCUUUCUUUGUUUUUUUUCUGUCUUUAUUUCGCUUUCCAACAUCCAUUUGGAUUCUUUCUUUCUUUCUUUCUUUCUUUCUUUCUUUCUUUCUUUCUUCCAAACUUUCUUCUUCUUUUCUUUUUCUUUUUUCCAACAUUUCUUUCCUUCUUACUUCCUUUAUCCUUCCCUUCUUUCUUUCUUUCUUUCUUUCUUUCUUUCUUUCUUUCUUUCAACAUCCGUUUCUUUCUUUCUUUCUUUGUUUAUUUCUGUCUUUAUUUCGCUUUCCAACAUCCCUUUGGAUUCUUUCUUUCUUUCUUUCUUUCUUUCUUUCUUUCUUUCUUCCAAACGUUUCCCAAUAUCUCCUUACUUCUUUCUCUCCUCUUUUCUUUCUUUCUGUCGUUUCAUUUUGAAACAGUUUCUUCUUCUUUUCUUUUUUCUUUUUCCAACAUUUCUUUCCUUCUUACUUCCUUUAUCCUUCUCUUCUUUCUUUCUUUUCUUUCUUUCUUUCUUUCAUUCUUUCUUUCUUUCUUUCUUUCGCUUUCCAACAUCCGUUUCUUUCUUUCUUUCUUUCUUUGUUUUUUUCUGUCUUUAUUUCGCUUUCCAACAUCCCUUUGGAUUCUUUCUUUCUUUCUUUCUUUCUUUCUUUCUUUCUUUCUUCCAACCGUUUCCCAAUAUCUCCAUACUUCUUUCUCUCCUCUUUUCUUUUCUUUCUUUCUGUCGUCUUGCUUUCAUUUUGAAACAGUUUCUUCUUCUUUUCUUUUUUCUUUUUCCAACAUUUCUUUCCUUCUUACUUCCUUUAUCCUUCCCCUUCUUUCUUUCUUUCUUUCUUUCUUUCUUUCUUUCGCUUUCCAACAUCCGUUUCUUUCUUUCUUUCUUUGUUUUUUUCUGUCUUUAUUUCGCUUUCCAACAUCCCUUUGGAUUCUUUCUUUCUUUCUUUCUUUCUUUCUUCCAAACUUUUCCCAAUAUCUCCUUACUUCUUUCUCUCCUCUUUUCUUUUCUUUCUUUCUGUCGUCUUGCUUUCGUUUUGAAACAGUUUCUUCUUCUUUUCUUUUUCCAACAUUUCUUUCUUUCUUUCUUUCUUUCUUUCUUUCUUUCUUUCUUUCGCUUUCCAACAUCCGUUUCUUUCUUUCUUUCUUUGUUUUUUUUCUCUUCUCUUAUUUUUCUUCUUUCUCUUUAAAUGUAUCUUUCUUUCUUUCUUUCUUUCUUUCUUUCUUUCUUCCAACCGUUUCCCAACAUCUCCUUACUUCUUUCUCUCCUCUUUUCUUUUCUUUCUUUCUGUCGUCUUGCUUUCAUUUUGAAACAGUUUCUUCUUCUUUCUUUCUUUCUUUCUUUCUUUCUCUUUCCAACAUCCGUUUCUUUCUUUCUUUCGUUUUCCAAUAUUCAUUUCUUUUUUCUUUCUUUCAUUUUCCAACAUUCUUUCUUUCUUUCUUUCUUUCUUUUAUUUUUCCUCCAUUUACAUUAAUAUUUCAUUAUCAAGUUUCACCAAUAUCCUUUCUUUUAUAUUUCUCUAUUUCCUUUUCAUUUUUCAAAUCAAUUUCUUUCUUUCGAUCUUUUUCCUUAUUUAACUCGUUCCUUUUUGCUUAUUGA
Molecule: messenger RNA, 1815 nt
Organism: Acanthosepion pharaonis
Lineage: Eukaryota; Metazoa; Mollusca; Cephalopoda; Sepiida; Sepiidae
Source: the annotation of a GenBank genome assembly